Molecule: messenger RNA, 1921 nt
Organism: Punctularia strigosozonata HHB-11173 SS5
Lineage: Eukaryota; Fungi; Basidiomycota; Agaricomycetes; Corticiales; Punctulariaceae
Product: CK1/CK1 protein kinase
Exons: 6
Coding region: 118-1794 (558 amino acids)
Biological process (GO): peptidyl-serine phosphorylation; signal transduction; endocytosis
Cellular component (GO): cytoplasm; nucleus
Molecular function (GO): ATP binding; protein serine/threonine kinase activity
Source: RefSeq, a predicted model, not a curated record
AUCCAUUAACACACGACGCAUGCACCUCUGCUAUCCACGCUAUCUUGCAUAAGCAGUAUUGGAUCUAACCGCUCAUUCUAUCGUAUUAUCGAAGAAUAUCGACUACAACCGUGCACUAUGCCUAGCGAUUACCAGCCUGCUUUCCCUGUCAGAGUAGGAAACUGGUGGCUACUGGAUAAACUCGGAUCGGGAUUUUCUGGUUCUAUUUUCCGUGCACGGCACGUUCAUAAGGACGAGAUCGCUGCAGUCAAGCUCCAGCUCGUGGACGAAUCAUGUCCGACGAAUCGCUACGAAAAAGGCUUCUAUCCCUUCUUGCAAGGCGGGAAGGGUAUGCCUACAUUAUGGGAGGCAGGCCAGGAAGGGCCAUGGGACUAUCUUGUCAUGGAUCUUUUAGGCCCGUCCCUUGACUCACUGUACAGGAAAUCCGGGAAACAGACUAUGGAUCUCCGUACCGUGUGUUGCAUAGCAAUGCAAGUUAUUCAACGGCUUGAAACCAUGCAUACGCGAGGGAUUCUCCAUCGAGACAUACAGCUGGGGAAUUGUGUAACUGGACUUGGCGAUAAUGCGCACACCAUCUAUAUGAUCGAUUUCGGUUUCUCAAAGAAGUACAUCGAUGAGUGCCGGCGGCACAUACCCGAUAGCCGAAAAAAGCGCGACUUCAUUGGCAAUUACUGGUUCUCUUCUGUUCGCGUUCACUGUAGAGGAAGAGUACCCUCACGCCGGGACGACCUUGAGGCUGCCGCUCUGAUGUUUAUUCAUCUCUUAACUCCCCGAGGCCUCCCAUGGACACGGAACGGCGUUCCGCGAACAGAUACAGAGCAUGAACGGCUUAAAGCCAUGAAGCGGAACGCGACGCCCGAGGAACUCUGCAAGAACAUACCUGUCGAGUUCGAGGAAUUCUUGCAUUACUCCAGGCAACUGCAGUUCGCAGAGCAGCCGGACUAUGGGCGAUGGCGUGAGGAGUUCCGCCAGCUCGCCUUGGACAAUGGAUUCCCAGAUACGGAUGACUUCAUCUGGCCUCCACCCGAACCUUCACCACCUCCCGAGGCAUCGACAUCCUCAAUUCCUGUUCCCGUGCAACAGCAGCCCGUGGACGUGCAUGGCCUGCUCGUAGAACUCGCACAACUGCGGAUCGACGACAGGUUGGUUCUCGGCGAGAAGAAGAUCGCGCCCAACGUUCAGGAAGCAGUGGAUCGAGCGAAGGACGAAAUCAAGAAACCGUCUAAAGACAGCUCGGAGAACAUCAUCACCAGCGGAGACUCGUCGGAUAAUGACAAGGUCUUGGAUCGGCCCCAGGAUCCCAUUCGCUUACCCAAAGCGGCGCAGCUGAGGAAGAUCGCUGUCGAUAUCACGAAGACCGUGGAUAACCAUGCCAUGUCCAAGAUCGUUAUCGACUACGUUCGGGUGCUGAAAGCCGCUAACAGCUCUCGCACCCUCACCAAGGACGGAUUCGCCGUGCUCGACGCGUUAUACAAGCAACUCGCGGACCCUUCGGUAUACGUCCUGCCGCACACACCCAUGCGUACCUCGCGGACUCGGCAAGGUAGCCAGAACGACGAAAACAGCGGGCAGUCGAACGGCAGAACGGCGGAGGUACUGCUGCACAGGCAGAAGAUGAACAAGCUGGCGGAGCUGAGGCGGAGCGUGGCUCGGGCUCAGACCAAUCGAGAACUCGCGCAACUGAUCCAAGAGUUCGGUGCCUUGACGAACCGUGCGAGCGGCAGGACGGUGACAAAGGACGGGUUCACUUUCCUAGAAGGAAUUGCGGAACGCUUGAAAACAUUGGACUCUUGACAACGCAUAUUACUCCAUCACAUCAUCAUCAUUACCCUUGCGUCUUUUUGUGUGCUACAUCACAUAGUAUAUAUCAAGCAUCUGUUACUGCAUUCCGACAUAGUGUUAUGUUAGACUAUCGAUUCCG